GAAUCAGAGAAGAGCUCCAUCACACAGCCCAACCUUAUACCACCCGCCGCCGGUAAUCCCUACCUAAUCGGUAUCCAAUCAAGAUUCCGGCGGCGAUAUUAUCACAAAUCGAUACUACUAUUUCUGCUGCUGGUAAUCUUCAUCCUGACGAUCGCUAUCAUAGUAAUAGCAUGUUUGCUGCACUUUCCACCCGAGAUCUGUCACACCGCCAACUGUCUCCGGUCGGCAGCGGCUCUCAAACACAGCAUGGACCUGACGGUAGAUCCUUGCGAGGAUUUCUACGAGUAUGCGUGUGGCAACUGGGAGGAUGAGCAUCCGCGACCCGACUCAUACGCCAGUUUCGAUUGGUUCAGUGAGCGGCAGGCGAAGAUUUUGCGCAACAUUCGACACUACCUGCAGGCGAACAAUAGCGAGUUUGAUCCAAAACCGGUAGUACAGGCACGUGACAUGUACACGGCUUGCAUGAACCUCACUGCCAUGGAUCGGCUCGGUUAUGGGCCGGUUAUGAAAUACCUCAAGCAAUUUAAUUUGCCACCUUACCCAACGAUUCUAAACGUCACGGAUGCAACUGAACCGCCCGUGUUUAAGGGGUACGAUUUCGAUUGGGUGCGAUCAUUGGCGAAGAUCAAGCAAUUGCUGGGCAUGGAUAUUUUCAUUGGGUUCGAUGUGUAUCCCGAUCCAAGGCAUAGAGACUACAACCGAUUAGUGCUCGGGACGCCGGAGAGUGGUUCUGAUUUACCGUUCAAUACUGACAUCCUAAAGCACCUCCGGCAUGGGAGAACUCGCCGCAAGCUUAUGGUAAGUGCGGAUGAUGAGAGUGACGAAGCGACGAGUGAAGCAGACGAAGAUUCAGCAUCUGUAAGUGCGUACAAAAAGUUUAUGAUUGGUGUGAUGAAGCUGUUGGUAAAUCAUACCGAUCCGACAAUCAAGUUGGAAUCUUUCGAUGCACAAUUCGUGAAAGCCGCAACGAUAGUGGCUCAGUUUUCGGAUUCAAUCACUCAGUUCAAUCGUGAAGCAGAAAAUGCAUCCAAAAGCACCAACUUGGAGGAUCGACUCAAUCUGCAGGACAUCGUGUACUACACGGUAACGGAUCUGCAAAACAUCACCGAUACACACCUAUCGCCGAAAGAACCUUUCCCAAUCUGGGAGAAGCUCGUUACCAGCGUGUUCGAAGGCAUACCCGAAGCGCAGCUAAAUCUGCAAGAAGAAAUGAUCCUCACCAGCAAUGCUGACAUCCUCUACCUGAAGCUGCUGGUGGAGUAUCUGUCCGAAACACCACUGGCCCACAUCGAGCUAUACAUCUGGUGGACGGUGGUGGAGGAACUGAUCCUUCACACUACGAUGGAGGUACGCAAACUGUACUACGACUACUACAAAUCCAUCACACCGUCGGACGGAUUUAGCUCCCGGACGCUCUACUGCACCGGUACCGUAAACCGUCUGCUUGGCAUGGCCGUUAGUUACGCCAUCUCGAGCGACAACUUUACUCAACAAACCAAACCACGCGUGCAGGAGAUGCUCCGGUAUAUCCGGACCGCUUUCGAAGGACUCGUACGCGACACAACCUGGAUGGAUUGGCCCACCAAAGAGUCAACGCUGCGAAAGUCCGAAGCGAUGCGAAGCUUGAUAGGGUUUCCCGAGUGGAUCCUGAAUCAUCGGGAGCUGGAGCAGCAUUACAAUGGGCUGAAGGUGAACGCGAGCACCCACUUGGAAAAUAUGAUGGAGGAAAUACAGCGUAAAAACAUCAUCAAACUUCGCCGCUGGCGCCAAAAGCACGAACUCAGCUGGGAGACUUUGCCCACCAACGUGAACGCGUUUCACACAUUCCAAGAAAAUGCUAUAACCAUACCGAUUGCAAUCCUGCAAUAUCCGUUCUACCAUCUGGGGUUGGAAGCAUUAAACUAUGGUGCCUUGGGAACAAUCCUUGGCCAUGAGCUUACACACGGCUUCGAUGAUAGUGGCCGUCAGUUCGAUAAAAACGGCAAUCUCAAACAAUGGUGGACGAACAAAACCGUGCAGGAGUAUGUUAAUCGUACCGUGUGCUUUGUUAAACAGUACAGCCAAUACUACAUACCCGAGGCGGACGAUUAUAUCGACGGCUUGCUGACGCUCGGUGAGAACAUUGCCGAUAACGGUGGCGUUCGGGAAGCAUUCCGAGCGUAUCAGCUUUACGCGAAGAAAGCCGGUAAGGAACCGUUGCUGCCCGGCUUCGAGGAAUACACGCACGAGCAGCUGUUCUUCAUAGCGUACGGCAAUAUAUGGUGCGAGUCAAACACGCAAGCAGCUGCGAAAGCGUAUCUAGACGAUUCGCACUGUCCGGGAAAGUUUCGGCUGAAGGGGGUGCUUACCAAUUCGCCUGAAUUUAGCCAAACGUUUGGCUGCAAGUCGGGCACGGUGAUGAACCCGACCAAGGAUAAAUGUCGCAUAUGGUAA
Molecule: messenger RNA, 2433 nt
Organism: Anopheles maculipalpis
Lineage: Eukaryota; Metazoa; Arthropoda; Insecta; Diptera; Culicidae
Gene: Nep5
Product: neprilysin-11
Exons: 10
Coding region: 247-2433 (728 amino acids)
Biological process (GO): protein processing
Cellular component (GO): plasma membrane
Molecular function (GO): metalloendopeptidase activity
Source: RefSeq, a predicted model, not a curated record